Molecule: messenger RNA, 1509 nt
Organism: Saccoglossus kowalevskii
Lineage: Eukaryota; Metazoa; Hemichordata; Enteropneusta; Harrimaniidae
Product: carbohydrate sulfotransferase 1-like
Source: RefSeq, a predicted model, not a curated record
AUGAGACGUAAAAACUUAACAGUUAUAUUGGCGUUAAUCGCAGUUAUAAAUGUCUUACUAAUCAUUGUGUUCGGCUGGCCAACCACUAGUUUUUUGAGCAAGAAAGACAGUACACUGACAGCUGCCGCGCAAGGGGAUCGCCAUGAAGAUAUGUUCUUACCCCGCCGUAAACAGCUUUAUGAUACGGUCGACGUACCGACAUAUUCUGACGAGCUGAAAGGAUUGAACGACACUAUAAAACACAUCAGGGCGCUGUUGAUAGCAAAUCAUCAAAGUAAUGGUCAUAGGCUGGACGUUAUUGGCAGCAGGCAACAACUUAACGAGCAACUACUGGUUAACAUACUGGCCAAUAUCUCUAAUACAUAUGAAGAAUUGCAGCAUAUGAACCAAUCUAUUAUUUCUGCCAAUUCUAAGCUAAACAACUUCAUAUCUAAAUGGAACAUCCAGUCCCAGGCGAAGGCGAGAGUCAAUGUAUUAUUGAUGGCGAGUAUGCGCACGGGGUCCUCUUUUCUCGGUGAAAUGUUCCGACAACACCCGGAUUAUUUGUACAUUUUCGAGCCUCCUAAAGGACUACGUUUAAAGGAUUACGACCCAAUGCUGACCGUAAACGGAGUGCAAAUGCUAACAGACAUAUACAACUGUGAUUUCACGUCGCCUUUUUCUAAACCAUUACUGGACAAUCUGUUUAAUCCUGUCGCACCGUUAGCUAGAAGAAAUGUUGUCCCGGCAUGGGUCAAUGAAAAAUACUGCUCCGGAUGGAGCGACCAAGCUAAAAUUUAUGCUAAAUGUUCACCAAUGUCGCCAUCAAUGGCGUCCGAAUCCUGUCGUUCUUUUAAGGGUGUUGUUGCCAAGGUGAUACGUAUCUACGACAUUUAUCCAUGGUUUCACCUCAUGAUGAACUCUACUGUAAAUCUUAAGGUGGUUAACUUAAUCAGAGACCCGAGGGGCGUCAUCGCGUCGGUUAUUCCUGUUCAUCUAAAACAGUAUGCAUCGCUGAUAAAAAAGGAAGAUAUCGACAUUCAACUAGAAGAGAAGCACUUCGACGAUGCACUGUCACAGAGGCUAAGUUUAUACUGCUCUACGAUGUUACGUAACGUUCUUGUGAGCAAUCAUGCAAAAUGGUUACCAAAAGAGAACUACAUGGCAAUCAGAUAUGAAGACAUGGCAGAAAAUCCAAUCAAGGCGGCAGACACAAUCUUCAACUUUCUGGGCACAGAUGUCCACGAUAAUGUAAUAAGAUGGAUAAAGGAGAACACGAACUACACCGAUGGUUCCAAUAGCCCUUACUAUGCGUGGCAAACUAAACGAAACUCGAAAGAAGUAUCACAAAAGUGGCGACAGAAAAUGACUUAUGGGCUUGCGAAAAAAAUAGAAGACACAGGAGACUGUUCUCAUCUCUUGGAAACUGUCGGUUAUCGGAAAGUUGAAAACCCCAAACAGCUAAAAGACCCAGCUGUCUCUUUUGUAUUACCAAAACCAAGUUGGUUAAGCACAUCAAUCCAAAGCUAA